Molecule: messenger RNA, 1421 nt
Organism: Spodoptera littoralis (African cotton leafworm)
Lineage: Eukaryota; Metazoa; Arthropoda; Insecta; Lepidoptera; Noctuidae
Source: the annotation of a GenBank genome assembly
AUGAAUGCCACUAGUUUAUAUGUUUCUACGUGUCGAUUAAUAAUCUUAGCUGACGCAGCAGAUAAGUCGUCGUGGACUGAUUUAUUUCGUUUAGUUCCUUAUUUACGACAAUCUUUAUCUUGUACAGUGUGUGGAAACUUAUUAAAAGAACCUUAUACGCCAACAAGCGCCAGCUGCCAACAUCAUGUUUGCAAAAAAUGUAAAGGUGGACGGAAAAAGCUAAAACCUUCUUGUAGUUGGUGUAAAGAUUAUGAAAGUUAUGGUGAGAACUUGCAAUUACGCAUCCUCCUGCAGUGUUACAAGAAAUUGUGCGAGUAUUUUAUGGGUACAGACGUGUACAAGACGUUGUUGGAUGAAGACGAAAUUGCCGCAGGCGUAAACGGUGGCACUGUUGCCAGUUCAGGGUUAAUUGACUUAAUACAAGAAGGUGCUGGUUUUUCUGAUGACUACAAAAGCACAGCAGGUCUGUCGAAGUCGGCGUACAGCAUUCUCCCGUGCGUGUACACUAACUCUGCAGGCACACAAACCCAUGCUGCAUCAAGUUCACACAACUCGGAUAGCAGGUCAUCCAAAGGCUCACCAAACUCUAGAUCAACAUCAAAUGGGUCUCCAUUAUACUCAGUUAUGUAUGCAGGCUCUGGAAAUAAAAUUACUAUUAAAAGAAAAAAUGUUGAUGACUUAGAUGCACAUGAAUCAGGGUCGAGUCGGGAAAGUAAAUCAAGCCAAUUAGGUUUUAAGAAACCCUCGAACAGGUCUCGUAGUUCAGCUAGCAGUAAGAGAAAAGGUUGCAGAUGUGGUAAUGCCACAGCCACUCCGGGAAAACUAACAUGUUGUGGGCAGCGGUGUCCAUGUUAUGUAGAGAGUAAGCCAUGCACAGAGUGCAAGUGUAAAGGAUGUAGAAAUCCUCACAGACCUGAUGGGAUGAAGUACGGCCACAUAUACCUCAGUUAGACAAUAUACAGCUUACACUCAAUACAAAUCCUGAUACUUCACCAUCAUGUUCUGGAUCUCUGGACAGCCUGGAUACUGACACUCUCACCAUGGAGGCUAUGGAGGAAUCUCUCAAUUAUUCUGCUGAUUUCAAGUCUUCCAAUAUCAAAGUGUACACAAGUCAGUUACAAGAAGUGUCUCCAUCACUACCAGCCACUAUAAUGAUGGAUGAAGAGUUUGCCGGCUCAGGGGAGGAGGAACUGAGUUCGCCGCACGAGUACACACUCGCCUCUCCAACUGAUAUGCACGAUAUGAAUGACAUGCAGGAGAUGCAUGAUAUGCACGAUAUGCACGACAUGCACGAUAUGCACGAAAUGCAGGACAUGCAUGAAAUGCACGACAUGACGAUAUGCAAGACUUGGACGAGCAGGAGCAGUCGCCGCAGUCGCCGGCGUCGCAAGAUGAACAGCGACAUCGAGGUGGACGUAUGA